Molecule: messenger RNA, 1217 nt
Organism: Scutellospora calospora
Lineage: Eukaryota; Fungi; Glomeromycota; Glomeromycetes; Diversisporales; Gigasporaceae
Source: the annotation of a GenBank genome assembly
AUGGCCGUAACAACACAGUUCCUUGUUACUGGUAUGUUGGUCAGUGGUGUAUGCAACACUAUUCUGAACAAACUCCAAGACAUGCAAUGUGUUUCUAACUGUGACGAUCCGGAUCCCUCAAAACACGAAUAUUUCGAACAGCCCGUGUGGCAAACUUUGAAUAUGUUUAUUGGUGAAACUAUGUGUUUUGCUGCUGCUUAUAUCAUUUUAUACUGGGAACGUCGUCAAGAAAAAAUAAACAGGGAUACAGUAUAUGUACCUUUAGAAGCCGAAGCCACAUCAGCUAAUGAUUCCGAAACGUUAACAGUUGUUGGUGGAUCUGAUAGUUCACCCAUAAAGAUCGACGAUGAAUUUCUUGGUCCUACACAAGAAAUGUCAGGUUGGAGAGUAUAUUUGUUCUUGUUGCCUACAUUAUGUGAUAUUAUGGGCACUACAUUUAUGAAUGUCGGCCUUAUUUAUACAUCUGCAUCUGUCUAUCAAAUGUUACGUGGAGCGGUUGUGCUAUUUACUGGCACCUUCUCUGUAUUAUUUCUUCGUCGACGCUUGCAUCCAUAUCACUGGUUUUCAUUGUUUCUUGUAGUAUUAGGUGUAUCAAUUGUUGGAAUGAGUAGUAUACUAUUUCCGCCCGUAAAACUUGCAACACCAAUCGGUACGACAUCUAUUGAAAGCACAGAUAUUUCAAUAGAAGCGAUGGUUGGUGUUUUCUUCGUUAUAUUUGCACAAUUGUUCACAGCAUCGCAAUUCGUCAUAGAAGAAAAAAUUAUGGAAAAAUAUCGAGUUAAACCUGUUAUGGCAGUAGGGUUAGAAGGAAUAUUUGGGUUAACUACAGUAAUUUUUGGAAUGAUUGUAUUAUAUUUCUUAUUUGGUAUAACACAUCCUGGUGGAUAUUUUGACAUUUCAGUCGGAUUUAGCCAAAUUAUUAGUUUCAGACAAAUUUGGAUUUCUGGCAUUGCAAUAUGUUUUUCUAUAGCAUUUUUCAAUUUCUUUGGAUUAAGUGUUACUCGUCUUAUUAGUGCCACUGCUAGGUCUACUAUUGAUACUAGCAGAAUUGUUUUUAUUUGGAUUGUUUCUUUGUUUCUUGGAUGGGAAAUAUUUUCUUGGUUACAAGUCUUUGGAUUUGUUGUUCUCAUCGCUGGAACCUUUAUCUUUAACGAUGUAAUACGUCCACCACCUUGUUUCACUGUUCCACCAAAAGAAACUUUAGAAAAUCAACCUUU